Messenger RNA from Rhinocladiella mackenziei CBS 650.93, 3591 nucleotides. RefSeq lists its product as uncharacterized. Bases 1 to 3591 code for a protein of 1196 amino acids. The record is from RefSeq and is a predicted model, not a curated record. The transcript has a single exon. Lineage: Eukaryota; Fungi; Ascomycota; Eurotiomycetes; Chaetothyriales; Herpotrichiellaceae.
AUGAACCCGACUGUGACUCCUACCACCUAUAACGGGAGAACCUCAGGGUCUAAUUCGGCGUCGACUUCUGUUCAGACGGUCAAAAAGGUCGCUUCUGUUUCCGCCCAAUCUUCUCGGAAUGCCCACUUGAAAGGAAGAUCCGUCAGUCCAGAUCGUGCAUUGCUACCUCUGUCCGGAAAUCGUCAUUACGAUCGAAGUCGUUCGAGAAGUCGACCUGAGAAUCAUUUCGAAUCCCAGACACUUAGCCCGAAUUUGAACAUCAAUCGGUGGUCGCAUUCAACCUCUUCCAGUGUAUCAGCCAUUGAUACCGAAGCCCUUCGUGCUCGGGCCAACACAUCAUCUCGACGAAUGAGUAUAGGUCCUCCUUUGAUAACGUCAGAACGAGGACCAAUCUCAUCCCGUUUCUCCAUGACUUCCAGAUCUUCCAGUCAAAGUCCUCCUAGGAAACAAAAUUCGGGGUCAGGAUUUCUCCAGGUGGACCACCAUUCCAGUUCGCGCGAUAUCAGUCCUGUGGCCAUCUCUCCUCUAACUCCGACUUCGAUGUUCAACCCUGGCGCGGGUGAAUACGUAGGUGAAACCUGGCAAGGUCGGAGGACUGGGAAAAAUGGGGAAUCCGUUGCUAUGUCGGUGCAUUAUAUGAGGACGGGUUCACAACCUAGUCUUAAACCUGCCGAAAAUAUCGCAUCACAAUAUACGACUCAGACUCCUCGUCCCGGUACCCGGGAAAGGAGACCCGCCACAGCCGGUCAAGAUGGUUCCGCUGAAGGAAACACUGUUUCCAUUCGAGGAAGAAGUCAUCGAAGCCCUUCUCAAAAGGCGAUGUUAUCGAAAGCACUCGCCAAAGCAAAUACUGCUGUUCUCCUGGACAAUGCUCAAAAUACUGAAGGCGCGAUUGAGGCUUACGCUGAGGCUUGUGAUAUUUUACAACAAGUCUUGGUACGGAGUUCCGACAUGGAUGAUAGAAAAAAGUUGUCCGCUAUCAGAAGUACCUAUUCGAACAGAAUAGCCGAGCUUCAUGAUCUUAAUGACUCCUUUUCUGGUCUGAUGGAAAAGGCUCUUCCGGAAGAUCCUCCUCUUGAUGAAACCAACAACACAUUCUUCACCGGUGAAAGUGUUGAACCCGAUACCACUGGUCUGCUGGAAUCGGUUCAAAUCCCUCCUCGGCAGGAAUCCUUACUACCCGAGAUUUUUGGCGGCGAGACGUAUAUGAACGAGUCAUCCCGCAAAAGGUUGCAUAUACAUAGUCUGGCGGUGCCGAUGGAUACGCAAUAUAUGCCUCCACCACUUUCACCAAGGAGGCCGGCAUCCCCCUCUUCCGAGAGGGAUACCAAUACCCCGCUGGCGACUACACCUGGUGAGUCCGCAGAUGGUGUUCUUCAUGCACGAGAAGAUAGUACCGAGUCCACCUCAUGGCUGGAUACUCUUGAGGACGGUGAUUCUUCAUCCAGAUCAUCUCGACUGUCAUCCAUCGACCUUGGUAUUCGUACCAACCAACAUCUUGCUGAUGAUAUUGAAGCAGAGUUUGACGCGGCUUUGAAUGCCGCUGUCGACGCUGCUUAUGACGAUAGCCUAACGGAAGAACCCACGCCCAGACCUGAUAAACACGGACAAGACUUCAAUGGAAAUUUUGGUCUCCCUCUCCCAGAACUUCAGUCCACCUCUCAGGGACGGCCUGAAUUGUCAGAUCUCGAUCUUACUCGAGAGUAUGAUGAAGGCGAUUCGUCAGAGGAAGAAGAGCGGUUACUGGAGGAAAUGACCAAAGGCUAUGUCUUUGAUGAUUUCUCCUUCGAUAACAAGUCCAAGUCUGCCCUUCCUCGACAAUCAGAUUCAAGUACAGUUUCAGGUCGAACCUGGGCGAGUUCAAUUCCAUCGACAACGGCAACAAAUGCCACGGCGUUGAGUACACUGGCGGAAUCUCAUGAACCAUCAAGUGAAUCCUCUCCACCACCGAUACCUCCGGCCAAAGACCCGUUUAUGGCAUCACCCCUUAAAGCAGCACCUCUUCCUCCUGCUCCUACAUUGCCUUUACCAAAUCAACCGACAAGCAGCCCGACCAGGACCGACAAAUAUGCCGGACUCGGUAUCCGGGAAAGAAGGAUCUCGGGUCAAGUCGGCAAACAGCUCAAGAUUGAAACCUUUGCCAAACGAAGUUCGUCUAAGCCAACCGUUCUGGCACCCUCUGUUCCAGAGCUGGAGAUAUCAUCUACCGAUCGUUCGGGAGCACCUCAGACGGCACCGCUUGAGGCUACGUCUUCGUUGACAUCCGGAACCCAACCGAUUACACCCAUGACUUCGAUGCCAUCCACAGAGUCGAUGAAAAGUGAAUCUCCGGCAACUCCUGCUUUGACCCAGGCUGGAUCGCAAGGUAGUGUUGAUGAUUCAAUGGCCAUGCCACCAUCACCAGCCAAAGUCGCAAAGAUGAUGCCACCUCAAGCAGCGGUCAGGAAGAAUUUAUCUUCUUCGAGCUUAAGAAUGAGGAAUCUUUCUGUCACAACGACCGAGACCAAUAACGAAUCUCCAGUCACACCAAUCAACACUAGUUUCAGUGCCGACGCCAAAAAGGUUGUACCUCCUUUACCUUCGGCUGCGUUGCCCACUCCGUCGACAACUGCAUUCGGACCCCAACUUCUUCAAGCGGGAGGAAUGUACUUGUUUGAGGAUCAUACUGGAGCCACGAGUUCGCCAGAAACACCACGUACACCAAACGCCCCCACCAUGGCUCCCCCACAACCUCUCGAGCCUUGUCCAGAAUCUUUCUUACUUCGUCCUUUCUGGUUGAUGAGAUGUCUAUAUCAGACGCUUGCUCACCCUAGAGGAGGGUAUAUUACGACACGACUCUUUAUACCUCGGGAUAUCUGGCGGGUCAGAAAUGUCAAACUCAGGGCUCUGGAUGACAAGGUCUCACAAUGUGAUCUUUUGACUGCUGCCCUUUUGAAACUGGCCAAAGUUGACACUCUCGAUGCAGAUGCAGUUCUUGAAGAGUUACAAUCUUUCGAGGCUGUCCUGGAUCAGGUUCGAACCACACUGCAAAAGAAAAUUGGCAGCGAUGUGGGAUUCUCGGGUUCCUCCAGCAUAUUUAAAGCUGCGGGAGAAGAAGACCCCAGUUCCAACAGGACGAGCAAUACCACCGCCAAAUCUUUGGCUUCAAGUUGGAGAAAAUUACGGUCGAAGUCAAGCGCUCCUGCAAUCGGUAAUCAAAGUGGACAAAAGGACGGUUCUACCGCUGGUGUGACCAUGUCUUCAUUACCAAUGACUUCGUCGAAUUCUAUUCAUUCAUCUCGAUCGCAUCAGAAUCGAAAAAUCGCGCCUCCCCCAACCCCGUCACAAUUGACCAACGUUCAACCGAUCCAUGCUGCUUAUAUGUCAAGCUUAGCUCGUCUAUUUGACGCCGUUCAAGUCUUGGAUGGGAUCGCUAGACAAGUGGAAGAUCCGGGGUUAAAAUGUAGCAAUAAAACACAAGUUGGGUUGGAAUUGGGGGUCAAGAAUGCAGCAGAAUUCUUUGCCUUUUUCAUCAUUCGGUUUGUCAUGGCAGAUUUGAUGUUGUUGGUGGAUAAGUUCCUAAAAAGAGGAACGGAAUGGGUUCUGACUUGA